Messenger RNA from Desarmillaria tabescens, 522 nucleotides. RefSeq lists its product as uncharacterized. The transcript is spliced from 3 exons. The coding region runs from base 1 to 522 and encodes 173 amino acids. The record is from RefSeq and is a predicted model, not a curated record. NCBI's taxonomy places the organism in Eukaryota, Fungi, Basidiomycota, Agaricomycetes, Agaricales, Physalacriaceae.
AUGCAUGUCUUCCAGUUUAUUCCGCUCUACCUCAUAGCGACCGUGCAUGCAAAACUAGUGAACGUUACUCUUGACGAUCGAAGCACGGGGUUGGUCUAUUCCCCUUUGAAUUCAUGGGCCGAUGGUGCCGAUUGUCAGCCAUGUUCAGCUAAACCGGAUAUCAACAACCUCGUCAACGGGACAUGGCAUGAUGCAACAUACUACCCAGGCAAGAAUCAGCCGCAAAAUGUGUCUCUUUCUUUUAGUGGUGAGUUGGCUAUCUAUGUUCAGUGCAUAUUAGCCAAGAAUUCUACCAGCCCUCCUAUCAACGGGCAUGCUGAUAUGCGAUUCUACAUCGAUGACGUGCUAGUAGGUCAGUUCGGGCGGGAUAUACCGAACGACUCUGCCGAGAGCUUCGAGUACCACGUACCUGUUUACAGGAACACGUCCAUCAACGCCGGCCUUCACUCUUUCCAGCUACAAAACGGCAUCAACGGUGGGGAACAGUCCUUGAUCCUCCUUGAUGCGAUCAUUUAUACGUAA